This is a messenger RNA of Heteronotia binoei (common prickly gecko), 557 nucleotides long. RefSeq names its product cuticle protein 64-like. Gene Ontology annotation, cellular component: intermediate filament. The record is from RefSeq and is a predicted model, not a curated record. Bases 15 to 545 code for a protein of 176 amino acids. NCBI's taxonomy places the organism in Eukaryota, Metazoa, Chordata, Lepidosauria, Squamata, Gekkonidae. Gene Ontology annotation, molecular function: structural constituent of cytoskeleton. The transcript has a single exon.
ACCUCCACCCAAAAAUGACUGGCUACUGUGGUCCAGAGUUCGCUGUCCCAUCUGUUGCCUCCACCCCAACAGUUGGCUUUGGAUCAGCACACCGCGGCUGGGAUGGUCUUGGCUGUGGAUAUGGAGGUCUUGGCUAUGGCUAUGGAGGUCUUGGCCUGGCACAUGGAGGUCUAGGUUAUGGUCAUGGCUAUGGCCUCGGCUGGGCCCAUGGUCCUGCCAUAGCUGAAACUUCUGGCAGUCUUGGAACCCUAGCUGGAGUCAUCCCUUCCUGCAUCAACCAGAUCCCACCAGCAGAAGUCGUGGUCCAGCCACCAGCCGUGGUCAUGACCCUCCCAGGACCCAUCCUCUCUGCCACUGGGGAACCAGUAACUGUUGGAGGCAAUGCUCCAUGUGCCAUUAGUGGUACUGGGGUGGCAGGAUCAAGCUACUAUGGGGGGCUAGGAGGCCUUUAUGGUGGCUGGGGGUGGGGUUCUCGCUUAGGGCUAAGACAGGGUAGAUUCCUUGGGAACAGGGCUCUGCUGGGACGUCGUGCCAGUAUCUGUUGAUCCCUGCGUUGA